Dromiciops gliroides (monito del monte) is the source of this 942-nucleotide messenger RNA. RefSeq names its product olfactory receptor 52B2-like. Gene Ontology annotation, molecular function: G protein-coupled receptor activity; olfactory receptor activity. Gene Ontology annotation, biological process: G protein-coupled receptor signaling pathway. The record is from RefSeq and is a predicted model, not a curated record. Gene Ontology annotation, cellular component: membrane. Lineage: Eukaryota; Metazoa; Chordata; Mammalia; Microbiotheria; Microbiotheriidae. The transcript has 2 exons. The coding region runs from base 1 to 942 and encodes 313 amino acids.
AUGUCUGCUCCCAACCUCUCCACCAUCAAUUAUGACAUGUUUGUUCUGAUUGGCAUCCCUGGCCUAAAGGAUAUGCAUCUGUGGAUCUCCAUCCCCUUCUGCCUGAUGUACCUGGUUGCUGCAUCAGGAAAUCUCAUCCUGAUCUUUGUGGUGGCUGCUGAGCGCAGUCUCCAUGAGCCCAUGUACCUCUUCCUGUCCAUGCUGGCAUUCUGGGACCUGAUCCUGUCUACUUCUACUGUGCCCAAGGCCCUGGCCAUCUUCUGGAUGGAUGACACAAGCAUCUCCUUUGGGGGCUGCGUCACUCAGCUCUUCUUCAUGCACUUUGCCUUUGUGGUGGAGUCAGGAAUCCUGCUGGCCAUGGCCUUUGACCGCUACGUGGCCAUCUGCUACCCACUACAGUAUACCACCAUCCUCAAACACAGCGUCAUUGGCAAAAUUGGGGGCAUUGUAGUGUUCAGGAGCUUUGCUACCGUCUUCCCUAUUGUCUUCCUGCUGAAGCGCCUGCCCUUCUGCCGUACCAACAUCAUCGCCCACACGUUCUGUGAACACAUGGGCCUGGCCAAGCUGGCCUGUGCAGAUAUUACCAUCAAUAUCUGGUAUGGAAUUUCUGUGCCCUUGCUCAGUGUCAUGCUCGACAUGGUGGUCAUUGUCAUCUCCUAUAUUCUCAUCCUCCGGGCAGUUUUCAGACUACCUUCCAGAGAUGCCCGGCUCAAGACACUGAGUACAUGUGGGUCCCACGUCUGUGUCAUUCUCAUGUUCUACCUUCCAGGGAUUUUCACUGUCAUUGCUCAGCGCUUUGGCCGGAAAAUCCCUAGGCACGUGCACAUUCUACUGGCUAAUCUCUAUGUGCUUGUGCCUCCCAUGAUGAACCCAAUUAUUUAUGGGGUCAAAACCAAACAAAUCAGAGAGCGAGUAGCCCUUUUUCACAUGGGUAGGAUUUAA